Messenger RNA from Bufo bufo (common toad), 1360 nucleotides. RefSeq lists its product as uncharacterized. The coding region runs from base 50 to 1219 and encodes 389 amino acids. The transcript has 2 exons. Lineage: Eukaryota; Metazoa; Chordata; Amphibia; Anura; Bufonidae. The record is from RefSeq and is a predicted model, not a curated record.
UCCUCCUUCUGGAGUCCAUAAUCUAGUCUGAUUAUUCCUCAGUCUGAGAAUGCUACCUGCUCACAUAAUCUUAGGUUUUGAAAUUUUGUUACUUCGAGCCCGAAGACGUGCCAGGGAAAGACGCAGGCGUCAGUUUCGGGUUCACCAAAUGAGUUUAACACGAAUGCGCAGUGGAGGACCUUCAGAGCUAUACCAUAAGCUCCGAUCACAUCCCAACAAGUUCCUCGACUACCUGCGUAUGUCUCUAGAAAGUUUUGAUUAUCUAGUACAACGUAUCGAAGCGACAAUACAGAGACAAGAUUCUUAUUACAGAAGAUUCAUUCCUCCCCCUGAGGGUCUCAUGGUGACUCUAAGAUUUCUGGUGACUGGAGAAAGUUUUUCAUCCCUUCAUUCUCAAUUUGGGAUGGGAAUACCUAUUGUAUCCUCCAUAAUCACAGAAACUUGCCAGGCCUUGUGGGAUUCCUUAUGUGAAGACUUCAUCCCACUUCCCACAACACAGCAGUGGCUGCAGAUCGCAGAAAAAUUUUGGGAUGUCUGCCAGUUUCCCAAUUGUGCGGGUGCUUUGAACGGCAAACGCAUUCGGAUUCUAAAACGGUCGGGCUCUGAAUCUGAGUGUGUUUCUUAUAAAGAGUAUUUUUCGGUUGUUGUCAUGGCCGUUGUAGAUGCCCAAUAUCGUUUCCUUGCAGUGGACGUUGGUGCAUGUGGGAGAACCAAUGACUCGUGGUUGUUAGAGGAUCUUUUAAACGAUAGCUUUGGCUUGCCAGCACCAAGACCGCUCCCAGGUACCGAAGGACCGCCAAUGCCCUUCGUUGUUGUUGGAGACAAGGACUUCCAGAUGUGUCCUAACAUGAUAAAACCCUACUCUAAUCGUGGACUCAACUUCAGCAAAAGAAUCUUCAACCACAGAUUGACAAGGGCACGGAGAAUUGCAGAGUCUACUUUCGAAAUACUGUUUAGAAAAUGGGGAAUUUUGAGUACACCUAGGCAUCUAAAGCGAGACACGGUCGACGAUAUUGUGCAGGCCUGUGUGGUGUUACACAAUUUUCUGAUCAUGAAAAAACCUCUACAGGAUGACCUACAGUCUGAUGAUUGUGGUUUGCAGAGUUCCCAAAAUUGGGAUCCAAGGUCGACCAUUGCUGGUAACUCCAUGAGGCACAACUUUGCAGAAUAUUUUAUUUCUAAGGCCGGCUGGGUGGACUGGCAGGACGGAAUAGUGUGAAACAACCAUACACAGCGUAUUCAUAUAGCGCCAAGAUAUUCAGCAGCACUUUACAAUCAGGGGGGUUCAUGUAUAGACUCGUAAAAUAAGGCUAGUUUCACACUAGUGGCAGGGGAGUCCGGCGGGUGAACAGCCUGUCGG